Molecule: messenger RNA, 528 nt
Organism: Musca vetustissima
Lineage: Eukaryota; Metazoa; Arthropoda; Insecta; Diptera; Muscidae
Exons: 4
Coding region: 1-528 (175 amino acids)
Source: RefSeq, a predicted model, not a curated record
AUGAACGAUAAUGGUGGAGAAAGUCUCAACACACUGUCGUCAAUCGACGACGAUAGACCAGCACAAUUUGAGGAAAGGACUGGGCAUCGGGCGAAACGUGGCAUAUGGGAUUUCUUUCAGAAAAUGAUUAUAACCAAGAAUCUAAUAGUAGAGCAAUAUACCGAUACGAGAGAUACAUUAAAUGAGGUCUACAAUAUGUUCAAUAGUCAAUUUUCGGAUCCAGCACCGGAAAAACCAACACCACGCAGUACAAGCACAGAAGCACCGAAAUCCAGCAGCGAAGAUAGCACGGAUAGUUCUGAAAUGAAAACCACUACCGAACGUUAUCAAAUAUCACGCUAUGAAUUCGGUCGCAUACUUGGACGUAAUUUUAGAGGUUUGAAGCGAUUGACGGAAAUCGAAUUUAAGGAUGCAUUCAAUGCAACCAAAUACAAUUUGGCUGAAUAUCGAGCUGAGGCCAGUAAACAAUUUGCCAACAGCUUAGCGGCAGAGAAGAAGAAACAAUUGAAGGCACUGGUGAAAGGAUAA